Molecule: messenger RNA, 2764 nt
Organism: Xenopus tropicalis (tropical clawed frog)
Lineage: Eukaryota; Metazoa; Chordata; Amphibia; Anura; Pipidae
Gene: fam227a
Product: family with sequence similarity 227 member A
Exons: 15
Coding region: 352-1803 (483 amino acids)
Source: RefSeq, a predicted model, not a curated record
GGGUAGACACGGCGGAAGGGAUCAUGAUAAGGGGAGUCAUUUUUGGUUUUUUGCCUUUAUCACACAUUAGCAUUUUAAUUACGUAUUCACUUAUAUCGCAGCCUACUGACAAAAAGCGAGGAACAUUGUAAAUAUUCGCUGGGGAGUUUUGCUCACUGGUGAGCAAUUUCGACAGAUGGGCUAGCCCAUAUGUGUUUCUAUGGCGACAGGGACGCUAAUGAAUGCUGUGCCGGGAUCUGAAUUCGGAUAAUCCCAUGGCGCAAAGGUAACAAUCCAUGCCAGACAGUCCGUAAGCAGCCAAUAGCGAUCACGUCAUAUAUAACUGCAAUCUCUCUAUCAUUUGGUGAGAAGAUGGACUGGAUAAAUCGUCUUAGUUGUUCCAUGGCACCGUAUGAGGAAGAGCUUACAAAGGGAUAUUUGGAUAUUUAUCAAAGCAAAGAGAGUGCACGGAAGGAAAUAACUGAAUCACCAGCCUGUUUUUUGAUUGGCUCUAUAGAAAGUGUAAACCAAAGGAUUGCUCAUCUGGAUAUGAAGACAAAUAAAUGUAACAGUGAGGAUUUGGGAUCUAGAGGCUUCUCCUCACUAGUUUAUGAUGCACAAGGAAAACCACUGAAAGCAGAGCAGAAGCAAAACAAAAUAGAAAGUGAACAGAAAGUGUUAGAGAAAUUCACUCACAGAUAUGAGCACCUCUUUCUUGAACAUCACCAAGAAACACAAGAUAUUAGCAAAAAAAUGUUAAAGUCAACACCCAGAAUGGUAGAGCUGUAUCAGUUUUCUGGACGUUCAGAUGCCGGUCCCACCCCACUUCCUUAUGGAAUUGCUCUGGAUACCAUUAUUGACAGGGUGGUUUCAGCCCAUGAAAACACUGGUGGCAAGAUAUGCUCACCAAAGGAGGUCCGCCGGAAUCUUAGUUCACUUGUAACCAAGGAGAUGAUAUUGGACUGCUUUUGGUGGAUUUAUCUCCACAAAUAUAAGCCAGACACUGAGUGCCAAAAACAGUUGUUUGACCGUGUGGCUGAGAAUUAUAUCAAACUUCUUGGAGUUACCUUUGACCAGCAUCAUGGGGAGGCGUUUCUCAAGGUCUUCCCAUCAGUGUUGAGUCAAGCAAUAUACAGCAGCUUCUGCUUCUCCUUUCCCCAAUCCUUGUAUCGGUUCCAGACAGAUGACUUCAGAACGCAGCUAUGUAACCUCCUCUGGCAAUGGAUCGGAGGCAUAUCUCCCAGUCCAGGAUGCUACAAAACAUGGGACUUUCAUAUUUUGGAGCCAGAGGUUGACAUGGUUCAUGGGAAGCAGAAGCAAGUUUCAGAUAUUAUUAAUGGAGAAGGGAAAACACAGGGAGGAUUUGUUACAAGUACACAAACGAGAAUACACAGAGUAACAAAAGAGUCUCAUCCUGCCUGCUGUGGGCCAGCUUUUACACACAAACUCUUCAGUCUGAGUGGGCACAGUCCCCUGGUUCAGUAUUACCUGCAGGAAAACAACAGCAAGCCACGAACUGGAAUAAACAUACUGGUACAUCGAACCGAGAUAAAAAAACAGGUUAUAUCUUCCAUGACCUACGCUGAGCUCAUCAAACAGGGGUUCCAGCGCCUACAUAAGCAGGAAAUUGAAGUGAACACCAAAUUCAGGAAGAGGUGGAAAGAAAGCUUGGAAUUUGAUAGGAGCUUACAAAAUGCUAAGAGAGAAUUUCUCAAGAAUGAGAAGCAGAUUUUGUCUCACAAAGCCGAAGUGAAGAGGAUUAGCCAACAGAUAUUUUCUGACACCAAAUCUUCAAAUGACCAAGAAGAGAACCGAAAGCUGUAAUGUCACGCUGCAUGAACUGCCCAAGAAGAGCAAUAAAUAAAGGGGGGAAUUUACCUUAAUUUCUUUUCACAAUUUGUAUUUUUUUGCACAAAAAUACAAUUUUGUUGAGAAAAAAAACCAUUUUUUUUGCCCAUUUAUUAUGCAACAAAACUGUGACAAAUCCAAAAGAAAAAAUACACCAUUUAAAAGCUGUCGAAAACAUGUAGAACUAAAUGGCAGGUUUUUUUUUACAACUGGAAGAUCUUUUUUAUUUUGCUUUGUGAUUUUAGAGCUUUUUGGGUUUUUUGACUCUUUCAUUUGUAAGGCAGUAUGAAAAAGUAGCGGUUUUCUCAUUUUUCUCCAUCUUUUUUUUAUUUGUGCUUUUUUUCAUUUGGAUCUUUUAAUAAAUGACUAAACAUUCAUGGUUUUCGUGGAAAGAGUUUAGUUGUGGUUUCAAAAAACUCUAAAACCUCAAAAAUCUGAAUGUUGAUAAAUCUGUCCCAUAGUCACAAUUUUCCGCUUUUUUAAAAAAAAAAAUGCUCACUAAAGCUUUGGGAUACAAGGCUUCAUGGCCAACAUAAAUCAUCUGUUAAUAGUGUUCACUCAUAUGAAAAGCAGUAAUCAAACUAAUUUUCAUCAGAAAAUUAAAUCACAUACAGAGGCUACAAAACCCCAUGAUUAGUGGUGGCCCUGGUGAGCUCAGUUGGAAAAAUUAUAGUGAAAAAUGGUAAAAUGGCUUCAUUUUACAAAAAAAUGCCUUCCAGUUCAAGUCCUAGGAGAAUUCCUGUUUUAUUUAGAAAGAAACUUUGCAUAAAAUUUGGUUUACAAAAUUUAUAAUUGAGCAGAAAAACUAUACCCCCAGAAUGAAUAUCUAACUAACAGAUAGUUUAUAUCAUAUUAAGCUCCUAUUAAAGAAGCUUACCUAUUUGGAUUAUAUAUAUAUGUAUAUAUAUCUCAGUAAAUAUUGCAAUUUUACAUCCUU